Messenger RNA from Apis cerana (Asiatic honeybee), 1619 nucleotides. It is a transcript of the gene Bili, whose product is annotated as FERM domain-containing protein 8 Bili. Lineage: Eukaryota; Metazoa; Arthropoda; Insecta; Hymenoptera; Apidae. Gene Ontology annotation, cellular component: cytoskeleton; plasma membrane. The record is from RefSeq and is a predicted model, not a curated record. Gene Ontology annotation, biological process: negative regulation of canonical Wnt signaling pathway.
GAGAAACGAAAAUAAUCAAUAAUCUGCUUCUUAGUUUAGAUGGCAGCAGAGCAGUAUUUUGGUUGAGUAUAUUCAAGUAUGGAAACUCAAGAAGAUUGUACAAUCAGAAGAGGACAAUCUAUUCGACGUUAUCAAAAUGAUUUUAAAUCUGAUGGACACACUUCAACUUCAAUGAUAAUAAAUCAAUCACAAUACAUAAAUAUUGGAAGAUCUAUUGUAAGAAUAGCUAUAUAUUUAACAACUGGAAUUUUUCUAACAAUGGACAUUGAAUCUAAUUCUACUGCACAUCAAAUCCUUGCAAUGAUACAAUCCGAAGGAGAGUUAGGAUUAACAAGAACUCCUUCAUUCACUGGUCAAACAGUUUUUGCUUUAUGGCUUUGUUCUUCAAAAUUAGAAGUUCAAUUACGUCCGAAUCAUAAACCUAUAGAAUUGGCUGCAAAAUGGAAUCGUUUAAUAAAAAAAUAUAGUUCUCAAAGAGAACAAACAGAUGAAGAACCUUUGCUAUGUCUUAGACGAAACGUGUUUCUUUCUCAAUCAGAUGAGGAGCAAAUAAAAGAAACUAAAGUAUUAGAAUUAUUAUAUGCAGAAGCCAGAAAUAAUGUAUUGCAAGGACGUUAUCCAUGCGAAGGACAGGCACGAUAUGCAAGUUUGGGAGCUUUGCAAGCACGUAUUGAACUAGGUCCAUAUAAUCCUCAAAAUCAUACAUUAGCAUUUUUUAGAAGAUAUCGUGGUCGAUUUUUGCCUCAUCAUUAUACAUCUCCUAGUCUCUUAUUAGGAUUAGGUGUUGGUUUAGGCCUAGUUGGUGGAAAAGGAGCACCUGAAGCUCGCCUACUUGAACAGUAUAAACGAAUACCUAAUCACACAGGAACUAAUACGAAUUCGAGGAAACUAAUUAGAAAAUACUUAGAGUUUUGUUGGAAUUUACCAUGUUAUGGUGCGGCUUUUUUUCAAGGACAAAUUGAACGUCCUGUAAGAGGUCUUGCAUCUUGGAUUACAAAUCGUGAUAUGUAUAUACUCAUUGCUAUUAAUUCAUCAGGAGUAUAUAUCGUGGACGAUAUUCAAUGUAGUUUAUUAUUGGGUCUAAGAUAUUCAGAGUUAAGUUGGGAAAUGGCGAAACCUUCAGAUGAAAAUAAUCCGGAUUGUCUACCAUGUUUAUUUCUACAGUUUCCUGUGCGAGAAAAUGGAACACAAGUUUAUAAAAUUCUACAAGUAUUCUCAAGACAAGCAAUAAUGAUGGAUAUUUUGAUUUCUGGCUUUGCUGAAGAACAUCGUCGUCAUAGAAAUAAUAGUGAUAUUGCGAAUAGUGAUCGUUUAACAGACCAUAUGAUUGGUUCCAAUACUGGAAGUUUUACUAAUAAACUUAGUAAAUUUACAUUAGCCACUUUUGAUGAUGAAGGUCGAUGUAUUGGACAAAUGGGUUCUUGGUCUUUUCAAUAAAAUAAAUUGUUUAUACUAUAUAUCUGCUUUUUUUCAAAAAUACAUUAAACUUUCUUUAAUUAUCGCAAGAUGUGGAUUUUGUUGUAAAUUAUUCAUCAACAUUUUGUAUUUUAUAGGAACCAAAUCUCUAUGACGAUUUAAUCUGUUUUCUAAAGUUUGUAAAUAAAAACUUAUUUCAUUUA